Cadophora gregata is the source of this 987-nucleotide messenger RNA. RefSeq lists its product as uncharacterized. Gene Ontology annotation, cellular component: mitochondrion. The record is from RefSeq and is a predicted model, not a curated record. The transcript has 2 exons. Gene Ontology annotation, molecular function: (3R)-hydroxyacyl-[acyl-carrier-protein] dehydratase activity. NCBI's taxonomy places the organism in Eukaryota, Fungi, Ascomycota, Leotiomycetes, Helotiales, Ploettnerulaceae. The coding region runs from base 1 to 987 and encodes 328 amino acids.
AUGUCACCGACUCUCCGUUCUCUUGGACGACUGAACUCGAGCUCAAAAUCCAUACGACGACUUGCCAGACCACAGGUCUUCCGCCGGCUCUACAGCUCCGAGCCUGAUGCAAAAGUAAUCGCAUCCGAAUUCCUCACCAAGACCCAAUCGAAUCCCCCCUAUACCCAGACCCAAUUGCUAGAUGCGAACCAGCUGCAGCGGUUCUCCGCGACCUUCUCGCGCUCCGAGCUUGCCAAAGUCCUACCAAAGAAUGGCACACCUCUGCCAGCUGGCUACCAUCUAGCCUACUUCACACCCGCACAAGUGGAAGAGGAAUUGGGACGCGAUGGCACAGAUACCACGUUCAAUCCGCCGAGUCCAUAUACCAGGCGGAUGUGGGCUGGCGGGGAACUGGAAUGGGUCAAAGAGAACAAAUUGAGAGUUGGACAAGAAGUCACCGAGACCACGAGGCUGGUCUCUGCCUACGCAAAGAAGUCAAGGGUGGGAAACGAUAUGAUCAUAGUGAGCGUGGAGAAGAAGUUCCAGAAUGAGCACGGUGUGGCAUUGAUUGAUAAGAGAAAUUGGGUCUUCCGAGAAGAGAUCACAAAGCCUCAAAAUCCAGCGCGCCAGCCUGAAGUCGUACCGCUUCCAGAAGGCAAGCACGUACGAGAUUUCAAUCAGACGCCUGUCACGCUUUUCCGCUUCUCGGCCCUGACAUUCAAUGCCCACAAAAUACAUUAUUCAAAAGAAUGGUGUAGAGAAGUCGAAGGUCACCGCGGGCUUGUCGUCCAUGGUCCGCUGAACCUGAUCAACAUGCUCAAUUUCUGGCGAGAUCUUCAGGGCGGUGAUGCUACCCCCAAGAAGAUUACGUACCGGGCGACGAAUCCUCUAUAUGCGGGUGAGCCAUACAGGAUUAUCGUGGGCGAGGAAGCGAUGAAGGUUACAGAGGUAAAGAUUGUGGACAGCUACGGCCAGAUAUCGAUGCAAGGAACCAUUGAAAGCUUUUAA